Messenger RNA from Bursaphelenchus okinawaensis, 600 nucleotides. The record is from the annotation of a GenBank genome assembly. NCBI's taxonomy places the organism in Eukaryota, Metazoa, Nematoda, Chromadorea, Rhabditida, Aphelenchoididae.
AUGGAUAUAAAAUGGCAUUAUGCUGCGAUGUUUGUCAUGACUAUUGCUGUCAAUGCUAUUAUGUGCACAUUGUUAACGGAGUUUGUUUUUAGGUACAUGUUGAUAUGCAAGUAAGAUUUAAAACUAAUUUUAAAGUACCUUAUACCGAUAGUUAUCGGUUUAUUUUGUAUUUUUUUAUAGUAGUAUGUAUGGAAAGCCGAAAAAAGUGCUUGAAACACCAUGCCAAAUUUGCCGAAUUGAUAGGAAACCCAAAUAUUUUAAAUUCAAAACUCAAAAGUGCGAGUUAAAAUUUUUUAUGGGUGCUAAUGGUGGUACAAAGAAUUCAUAUAGAAACUUUGAGCUGAUUCAUGAUAUAUCACUUAUAUAUCACGUUUCAGAGGCUAUACCUUGACGAACUGGAACAUUGUACUGAUGAUAUUAUCCAGCAUAAUUGUCUUAACAUUAAGUACUGGUCACGACGUCAAAGCGAUGAAAGAAAUCACAGAAAAGAUGACGGAACAGCAAAUUAAUGCCAUUUUCGAUAAAAGUGUUUGGAGGAUCAGCGGCCAAUCAAUGAAGAGCAUGCUGCUUCAAAAGGUGAGGUUCUGUAUAAUAAUUUAG